Molecule: messenger RNA, 3801 nt
Organism: Atta colombica
Lineage: Eukaryota; Metazoa; Arthropoda; Insecta; Hymenoptera; Formicidae
Product: xanthine dehydrogenase 1-like
Exons: 17
Coding region: 31-3801 (1256 amino acids)
Molecular function (GO): 2 iron, 2 sulfur cluster binding; oxidoreductase activity; FAD binding
Source: RefSeq, a predicted model, not a curated record
GUACAAUUUACAAUUAACGGAAUACUAUAUAUGGUAUCCAGUGAUAGUAUACCCAUUAGAAUGUCCCUUCUUUUCUACAUCCGUGAAUAUGUGGGUCUUCGAGGUACAAAAGCGAUGUGUCACGAGGGUGGUUGCGGUGCUUGUAUCGUAAGUGUAACAUACAAAGACAAAACAAUAGCCGUGAAUUCUUGUCUUGUACCGGUACUGAUCUGCCAGGGAUGGAAUAUUUUCACGAUUGAAAGUCUAGGUAACAAGCAAAAUGGUUAUCAUAAGAUUCAAGCUGUGCUUGCUCAUAAAAAUGGCUCGCAAUGUGGAUAUUGUUCUCCUGGCAUGGUGAUGAAUAUGUACACUCUCACACUUCAGAGUUCGAAUAUAUCUAUACAGCAAAUCGAAAAUUCAUUUGGUGGCAACAUUUGUCGAUGCACCGGAUAUCGUGCAAUCUUGGAUGCGUUCAAGGGAUUUGCUACCGAUGCACCUCCAUCCAUGGUGAAAGACAUUCAAGAUAUUGAGGAAUUAUACAAGAUCAAACCUUGCCGAAAAAAUAGAAUGUCGUGUGUACGUAGUUGCUACGAUAAGCAAUCUUCUGAUGAAAAAAAAAUGUUGAGCAUAAAGAGAAACGAAAACGUACAUUUCUACAGAGUUUUAUCAAUUGAGGAUCUAUUUGCGAUAUUUAAAGAAGACCCACUCGCCUCGUACACAUUAAAUGGAGGAAAUACUGCGGAAGGUGUUUAUCGUUCGAGCAUAAAAGACAUCUAUAUUGAUAUAAACUACAUUCCAGACUUGCAUAACAUUGAAAAAACUGAUUGCACUUUGGUCCUAGGAGGAGGUAUAACCUUUACCGUAGCACUACAGACAUUUCAAAAAUAUUCAUACGACAUCGGAUUUAAAUAUCUAAGUCAGUUGGCUCAGUAUGUAGAAAUGAUUGCAAAUGUUCCCGUGCGAAAUAUUGGUACCAUAGCCGGGAAUUUAAUGCUGAAAUAUCAGCAUAAAGACUUCUCAUCCGAUUUGUUUUUGAUGUUAGAGACUGUCGGUGCUCAAGUACACGUCUUAGAAAGUCCCUCCCAAAAGAAAAGUUUAUAUUUGUGGGAAUUUCUAAACCUCCCCGAUAUGCACCAUAAAAUUAUCUAUAGCAUUGUGUUACCAUCGCUAGAUGAUUUCAAGUACGUAUGCAGAUUUUACAAGGUCAUGCCUAUAGCCCAGAACGCCAAAGCUCACGUCAACGCCGGCUUCCUCUUCAAACUUGACCUUGACGGCAAGGUAUUGGAGUUGCCUAACAUUAUCUUCGGUGGCAUCGAUACGAAUUUUCUUCAUGCAAAAAAAACGGAGAAAGUUUUGGUAGAUAAAUCUAUCAUCAAAAAUCUACGUUCAACGCUUAAAGAAGCCUUGGAUACAUUGCAUAGCGAAGUGUAUCCUAAUCAUGUGCUACCGGAUUAUUCGCCGAAAUUUCGCAAGAUUCUCGCAGAAGGAUUGUUUUACAGAUUUAUAUUAAACAUAAAUCUGAACAAACCUAAUAAUAUAAGUCCAUUUUAUCAUAGUGGAGGUACUUUAUUAGAACGAGGUCUUUCAUCAGGAAAACAAAACUACAUUACGCAUGUGGAUUUGUGGCCAAUAAAUGAGCCUAUGCCAAAAUUAGAAUCUCUCAAGCAGACAUCAGGCGAAGCCCAAUAUUGCGAUGAUCUGCUUCCAUUUCCUAGAGAAGUAUUUUGCGCUUUUGUCGUCACAAAUGUUGGCAAUGGCGAGAUCUGUGGAAUAGAUGCAAGUUGGGCUCUUCAAAAGGAGGGUGUAGUGGCGUUUUUCAGCGCCCAGGAUAUACCAGGAAAGAAUUUAUGCAUUUCUGCCGCCAGCAAGUUGAUGUCCUUGCCAGAGGAUGAACUAUUGUUUGCCGAAAAGGAUAUUUUGUAUGCUGGCCAACCGGUUGGCGUAAUCGUCGCGGAAACGCAUAAUGUGGCGAAUGAAGCUGCAAAAUUGAUAGAAAUUACAUAUAGCGAACGUAUGAAAAAUCCAGUGAUAAGUAUUGAGGAUGCUCUUGAUGUGGGUGAUGAAACUAGAAUUAGGCAGAGCAUCAAAAUUCCAGCAAAGAGGAAAGGGAACGAUAUUGAACAUGUAUUAAAAGGUGUUUUUCAAAGCGGUGGCCAAUAUCAUUACCCCAUAGAGACUCAAUUUUGCGUAUGCGUUCCUGUAGAGGGUGGUAUGGACGUCUAUCCGUCAUCACAAUGGAUGGAUCUCAUUCAAGUAUCGAUCGCAAAUUGUCUUAAUGUUCAGAAUAAUAGCAUCAAUGUACAUGUCAGACGACUUGGCGGUUCGUACGGAUCAAAAAUCUCACGCAACGCACAAAUUUCAUGUGCUUGCGCAUUGGUAUGUCAUAAAUUGAAUCGUCCAGCGCGAUUCAUCAUGACAAUAGAGAGUAAUAUGCAAUCGAUAGGUAAGAGAUGUUCUGCGCGUCAAGAAUACGAUAUCGUUGUAAACAAUGAAGGAGUUAUACAGUAUCUCAUAUCAAAUCAAUGGAGUAACUGCGGUUCUAGUUUCAACGAACCACAAGCUGAAUUGGUAACUUUUUACAUGCAAAGAAGCUGCUAUUUAACCGAUACUUGGAAGUUCAACGGAUUCGAUGUGAGAACCGAUUUACCAUCAAACACAUUUUGCCGGGCAUCAGGAUCUACGGAAGCAGUGGCUAUAAUGGAAAAUAUAAUGGAGCAUAUUGCGAAAGUGACGAAGAAGGAUCCAAUUGAGGUCAGAUUAGCAAAUAUGAAUGAUAUGGAUAAAUCCGUACUAGAAACCAUGAUAAAAGAUUUGUCAAAUUUGACGAAUUACAACAUGAACAAGGAAUCCAUUGAUGACUUUAAUUUUCACAAUCGCUGGAAGAAAAAGGGAAUUGCCAUGAUACCGAUGAAAUAUUUGAUAACGUAUGAAGGACAAUUCGAGGCUAUUGUGUCAGUCUGCGCACGAGACGGUUCUGUAUGCGUGACGCACAGUGGAAUUGAGAUUGAUCAAGGUAUAAAUACCAAGAUUGUUCAAUUAACAGCUUGCAUACUGAAUAUUGAUAUCAAAUUAAUCUCCGUUAAACAAAGCAAUAAUUUAGCGACAUCAAAUAAAUCGACUACAGGGCACAGCAUUACUACAGAAUCCUGUGAAUACGCAACAAUUCAAGCUUGCACACAGAUUUUAGAAAGACUCGAGCCAAUAAGAAAAAAAAUGAAAAAUCCGACAUGGAGGGAUCUCAUUUUUAAAGCAUAUGAAGAAGGCAUUAGUUUAUACGCACGUUACAUGUUGAUGACUGGGCUAAUGCAAGCUAAGACGAAGCCUUACGCCGUUUAUGGCGUCACCUCUGCUGAAGUCGAGAUUGAUUUGUUGACCGGUCAGCAUAUUAUUAGAAGAGUUGAUUUGAUGAUCGAUGCUGGUUUAAGUAUGAAUCCGAAAAUUGAUGUUGGUCAGGUGGAGGGAGCUUUCGUGAUGGGAAUAGGAUACUGGACUUCUGAGGAUCUGGUAUAUGCUCCUGAUACAGGAGAAUUAAUUACUGAUAGAACAUGGAAUUACAAACCACCAGGAGCGAAGGAUAUUCCCGAAGAUUUUCGCGUAUACUUAUGCAAAAACUCAUACAAUGAAGUUGUUGUCUACGGUUCAAAAGCAAUCGAUGAAGCACCGCUUUGUAUGAGUUAUGUCAUUCCAAUAGCGUUUCGCUACGCAUUGAAUUCCGCUAGAGCAGAGGUAGGGAUGAAGGAAGAGUGGUAUCAACUGAGUAAGUGUUAUUCAGAANNUAUACUUCUAACUAGUUUAACCAGCAGAGAUAAAAUGGUGAUUUAA